Messenger RNA from Lolium perenne, 1316 nucleotides. RefSeq names its product ABSCISIC ACID-INSENSITIVE 5-like protein 3. The record is from RefSeq and is a predicted model, not a curated record. Gene Ontology annotation, biological process: positive regulation of DNA-templated transcription. Gene Ontology annotation, molecular function: DNA-binding transcription factor activity. Lineage: Eukaryota; Viridiplantae; Streptophyta; Magnoliopsida; Poales; Poaceae. Gene Ontology annotation, cellular component: nucleus.
CCUUCCAAGUAGCAGCAGCAGUAGAGUUGCUACCACCGUAAAGGCAUCAUCUCCUCCUCUUUCACCACCAGCCAGCUCUCCCCCUCCUCCCCUUCUCCCCUUUUAGCAAGCACCCUCCUCUCCCACACAGCCGGCGGAAACCCCUCUCGAGCGCGGCAAUCCUAAAUUAAUGCUCUCAGCUGCCUCGCCGGAUUCUGAUCUGGUCCCUUGUGCGAGGUAAAAGAGCUGAUCGCGACACGUAGGUAGGGGGCGCCUGACAGAAGGUGGUUGCGUGGAUGGGAGUUCAGACAAUGUCGUCCCUCGGCGGCGGCGGCGGCGGAGCAGGAGGUGGUGUUGGCGGCGGCGGCGGAGGGGGAGGGGUGCUGUCGCGCCAGGGGUCGGUGUACGGGCUCACGCUCAACGAGGUGGAGAGCCACCUGGGCGAGCCGCUGCGGAGCAUGAACCUGGAGGACCUCCUGCGCACGGUGCUCCCCGCCGAACCGCACGCGCCGGGGACGGGCGCGGGCAAGAAGACGGUGGACGAGGUGUGGCGCAACAUCGAGAACGCCGGCCGCGGCCGGCAGCCCACGGUGGGCGAGAUGACCCUGGAAGACUUCCUCUCGCGCGCUGGCGUGCCGGUCGACGGCGCCGGCGGGGGCGGGGCGUGCGGCGCAGAUGCGCAUUGGCUGCACCAGUACCAGCCGCCGCAGCAGUACGUGGCGCGGCCCUUGCCGCGGCCCCUUGGCGUGGGCGCCGGGCCCGUCCUGGACGCCGUGUACCACGACGGCGGUGGCGGUGGGUUCCUCUCGCACGCAGGCGGCGGGCGGAAGCGUGGCUCGGCGCUGGUGGCCGGAGGGGACGGCGUGGUGGAGAAGACGGUGGAGCGGCGGCAGAAGCGGAUGAUCAAGAACCGCGAGUCGGCGGCCAGGUCCCGGGCCAGGAAGCAGGCGUACACGAACGAGCUGGAGAACAAGAUCUCGCGGCUGGAGGAGGAGAUCCAGCAUCUCAAGGACCUCAAGAAGCUGGAGCCUGUAAUGCAGUUCGUGCCACAGCCGGAGCCGCAGCCAGGAUCGAAGGAGCAGCAGCAGCAACAACAACUGCAACACCAGCAGCAGCUCAUCCGUCAGGUGGUGUUGUACAUGCCCCAGCCAGAGCCGGAGCCGAAUCAGCACCUCCUCCGACGGAUCAAGUCGGCCUGCUUCUGAUCUGUUCGACAGCGACACCGACAUUGUUCAUAGUAGCCAAGACUCCGUAGGGCAUUAGGAAUCUGUACUUGGGGUGUAAUGCUAAGUAUGUGAGAACAAGAACAGCCGCUAAUCAAAACCAACUCUUUUAUA